UGUAAUUUGGAAGUCAAAUUCGUACAUCAUUUAUUUUUAAAUAUUUUAUUUUCUACGAGUCGUGUGUUUUUAUAAAAAGUUUUCUUAUUUACUAAUGAUCUCUUCAUACAACAUGAUAUAAAGUUGUUGUUAUGAAGCUUCUGCCUAUUAACUGGAGUGUAAGACAUGAAAGAUGAAUAAUAGUUCAGAUUCCGAACCUGAAUACUACCUUUCACAGCUACAUUGCUCAAAAGAUGCACUUACGGACUACUAUGGAUGGUUUAUGCAAUUUUUGUUAGCUGUCUUAGCUUUUACGUGCUUAAUAGGAAAAAGGUUCUGUGAGCCUCGUUAUGCAAGAAGGCCAUGGCUUAUUUGGUUCUAUGACACCUCAAAACAGGGACUGGGAGCACUCAUCAUCCAUGCCGCUAAUGUCUGGCUCUCACCACACCUAACUGGAAACCCAUGCACAUGGUACAUAGUGAACUUCAUGUUGGAUUCCACACUAGGCCUGCUCAUUAUUUGGGCGGGCAUCAGAUUGGCACAGUACUACGCGAGAGUUUAUGAUGUGCCACUUAUCAAUUUUGGAGAAUAUGGAAAGCCGCCAAUGUGUGCCGCGUGGAUAUGCCAGUGUAUCCUAUACGCGGCGCUCGCGACUUUUGCCAAGUCCGUGUUGGCAUUGGUUCUGCGGUUACCGCCAGUGGUGGACGUGCUGUCCACGCUGCGACUGUCGCCAGUGUCCGACCCCAAGCUGGAGCUGGCGGUCGUCAUGCUCAUCAUACCCUUCUUUGUUAACAUUUUAAUAUUCUGGGUGACGGACAACUUCCUAAUGUAUCACCCGCGAGGGGUGAGCUCCAAAAUAAAAACGAAGGUGAGAUACCAGUCUAUAAAGAAAGAGAAGUCAGGGUCUGACGAAGAAGAGCAUUCAGCGGACGAGCGGUUACUAGGUUCGAGCGUAUGACCCUACAUGCGGCCCACUGUACUCUGGGCGUAACUGUAAUCUCUUAGAUAGGCGGCCGGAAUCUGCUCUCGCUAUUAUGGUAGAAUCAAGUAUAUUUUUUUUAAAUAGUCAUCUUUAAAAAAACUUAAGCCAGAAGAUGAUGAUUAAAUUUACUCAAAAAUUAGAGCAAUAUAUUUAUCUUUAUUAUAAUUUUUUAAUUACAAUAUAAUAGCGAAAGCAUAAAACGGUUCAUUUAAAUAUGUAAAAAAAAUAUAUAACAUCACCAAUUCAUCAACGGCUCAAGUUACAAAAUAUUGCAGUCAGUACAGUCAACAACACACGAGACCAACAUUUGUGAACAGUGGACCACAUAAAAAAUAUACUGCGUUCGAUACGACUACGAUACUCAGGUAGUAGCUGUGUACUUUUCUAUGUCGCACACUGUUCUUCAAGUUUUUGUUUCUUUUUAAGUAAAUUUUUAAUAAUUUUCUCACUGAGAAGAUAAAGUAUAUAAGUAUCUAAAAAAAUCCAAAAAUAAAACUUUUUGGAUUUUUUAAAUACUUUUAUUUUACUUUGAAUGAUAGUAAAUAAGGUUUCACUUAAUACAAAUAAAGAAAUGAUGUGAGGGCUGUUGACUGUACAUUUUAUCAACUGUUAUUUAUAUUUCUUGUAUAUAUGCUGUUAAGGCAUUGGGUAAAAAUGUAUUUAAAUUUAAAUUAUAAAUAUAAGAAAUGAUAUUUUUGUUAUUUAACACUGGUUUUAUGAUUUCAACAAUUAAUUUGAUUUGGUUUCUUUGGCCUAUAGAGAUUUUAACUUGCGAGACUUAGUUAAAAAGUUUUGAAAUCUUUUGAAUGUUGUAAAUUUUCGGUCUUGAAUAUGUUUAUACUCGUUCUAUCAUUUAUAAAAUAAGGAUGUAAGGAAAAUGAGCUUUGGUGAACACCCUGUGUUGAACUUGAUGAGCUUGUUCUGUGAAGCCGCACUGAAACACGUAUAAACUGAAAUAUGCACGAGGCGCGCAAAAUAUGUUGUUUCAUUCACACAAUUUUCCAUUAGACUUAUGCCCAUGAUUUUGUUUCCGUGAUAAAAAUGUCCAAAAGCAAAAUAUUUCUUUGUCACAUCUGAAAGUGUCUUUGGAAUGUGUGCCAAAUAAACAAGUUGCGUUUACAAACGGAAACUUUAUUUUCUUUUUAUAAUAUUGUAUUCCUCACUCAUACAAAUGAUGAGCGAGACAACAUAUAGAUAUAUUGCGUGUCUUAAUGCCUUAUGGCGGAGGCUUUAAGUUUGUUGUUCUUCGCAAACGGUUAGUCAUUAAUGGUAAGGAUAAAACAUCACACGGGAAAUACUCAGUGCAUUCUCAGUGAUAAAUUGUUUUUAAAAUUAACUAGGGGCGAAGGAAUUGUUAAUAAGUUUGUUCAUAUUAGAGCCCACAUUGUACAAAAUUUGCGCCAUUUUCCAUUGAAGUACCUAUAAGUAAAUAAUAAAUAUUUUUGUAUGUUUCAUUUUGAAAAUGAAAUUGUAUAUUCGUUCCUAAUGGGUGUUAGUACUUAGAAACCCAAAGAGUGCCAUUCAUUUAUUUGACACUUACAUCGAAUCGAGACUGCUAAGUCAAAAACAUGAUCUUCCACAUUUUUUUAAUUUAGGCUUUAAUCACUUGGCUGUGAUUAUGCCCGCUUCUUAGGGAACACUUCAAUGUUGACAUCUCGCAAGAGUUACGCUCUUUGCGACAUCACAGCUCAGCAGAACAAAAAAAUCAACUCAUUUCUCAUAAUUUUGUGAAGGUUUUCGGCCUAAAAAUAUUUUAACUGAUAAAAUUCUUCGGAAAUACAUUUAACCAUUAAUAUUUUAGGUAGUUGCAUUAUAAUUUCUUCAAUUUACAUUCCAUGAUGCUUUAUUAUUACAUUUCGCGUCUCCCACACAUGUUUAUCUUCCAUUAACAAAUUGUAAGAUGUUUUUGCUAUGAAUUCCAUGUGAACAAAUAUUAAUAUUAUCUUAGUUCUUUGAUCUGACUGUAUUGGACACGUGGACAUGAUAUUUUACACGUGGCAAAAGGUGAUCUGCAUAAGAAAAUUAUCAUUGUGAUGUAAUGUAAAUAUGAUAAAAUUAAGGACAAGUUUUGUAAAAACGGAAGUGUAUAUAUCGACCUGUAUAUUUGUGCAUCUGUUUAUUGUUUGUGCGAAUAUAAUUCACAUGAUGUGUU
Molecule: messenger RNA, 3113 nt
Organism: Amyelois transitella
Lineage: Eukaryota; Metazoa; Arthropoda; Insecta; Lepidoptera; Pyralidae
Product: store-operated calcium entry regulator STIMATE
Exons: 6
Coding region: 173-937 (254 amino acids)
Cellular component (GO): membrane
Source: RefSeq, a predicted model, not a curated record